Molecule: messenger RNA, 1467 nt
Organism: Nerophis lumbriciformis (worm pipefish)
Lineage: Eukaryota; Metazoa; Chordata; Actinopteri; Syngnathiformes; Syngnathidae
Product: palmitoyltransferase ZDHHC12-B-like
Biological process (GO): protein targeting to membrane; peptidyl-L-cysteine S-palmitoylation
Cellular component (GO): Golgi apparatus; endoplasmic reticulum
Molecular function (GO): protein-cysteine S-palmitoyltransferase activity
Source: RefSeq, a predicted model, not a curated record
UUACGCGCAUGCGCGCUACGUCCAUCGCGGGCACCCGUACAACAACACGGAAGUGAGGGGACUCUCGCUAUGCGUCGAAAUGCUGCGUUAAGCUCGUAAAUGUGCGGUAAACCGAGUGCGUAGGUUACAUUUAACACAGCAAAGAGACACAGUUCAGUUUUUAAUGAACCUGUUUUACUUUAACGUCGGGAGUUAUGUCGUCGAAAAGCGGGAAGCCAGGCCCGGGGUUAGCUUGCUAGCUAAGCUAGCUAGCCGCGCGUGCAAUGAAUGAAAUAGUGCACGGAUAGUUAUUUUAAUUAGUAAGAAAAUGUACACCUAGUUCAUUAAUGAACGAUAAAGUGUGUGGAUAGUUUUAAAUAUUUAAGAAUAAAAUGGUUCAGGACGUGUUCCGGACCGGAUUCCUAGUUCGGGCCGCACACACCUUGCUGACCUGGGUUAUAACUCUCAUUCUCUUCGUGCACAACACUGAUUUGCGCCAAUGUGAGGAACGCGGAGAGCUGCUACUUCCGGUGCUUUUCUUCCUGCUGGUGGUGCUUUCAGUGCUCUUGUACUUUGCUGUGUCUCUCAUGGACCCGGGCUUCGUCCUCUCCGACACUGUCAAGGCUUCAGACCUGGAGACCGAGUCUAUGAUGCCUCAGACUUCCACGGCUCGUCUACGACGUUGUGGCUUCUGCCUGCUGCAGCAGCCAAUGAGAGCCAAGCACUGCCAGACCUGCAAACGCUGCGUGCGGCGCUUCGACCACCACUGUCCGUGGAUGGAGAACUGCGUGGGCGAGAGGAACCAUCGCUGGUUCCUGCUCUACCUGCUGGUGCAGCUGCUGGCGCUGCUGUGGGCGCUGCAGGUGGCCUUGUCGGGCAUCUCGGCCGCCGCCACGUGGGAGUCCUGGUUGCGGGCCAACGGCUUCCUGCUGGCGGCGCUGUGCGUGGCGGGCGUCUUCUCGGCGGUGGUGGCGGUGCUGCUGGGCUGCCACCUCUACCUGGUGUCCAUCAACUGCACCACCUGGGAGUUCAUGUCCCGCCACAGGAUCGCCUACCUGCGGGAGCGCCAGGACCAGGACAACCCCUUCGACCGCGGCGUCCUCUGCAACCUAAGGGACUUCUUCUGCGCGUGCGGCACCGUGGCGUGGGAGCAGGUCUACCACGGGAACACCCAGAACCCCGUCUGAGGCGCCAUGCAGGAGUCGUGGGCGGAGCUUGUCGAAGCAGGAAGCACUUCCUUGAUUAGGUGAGCACAAAGCACGCGGGAGGAUCCAUCCCAGGUCAGCCGUGCAGAGCGCAGAAGUCAAAGUCGGCGAAGGCUCCUUGCUGCUCGUCUGACAGGCUGCCUGGUCGGGAGGGCGGCGACAAGACGGGCUGCAAGCUGGUGAAGUCGCUGUCGAAGUUGCUGACGUCGGCCGACUCUUUGAUGGACGGCAGGAAAGGAGGCUUCACCUUCUUGGCCAGCAGCGCCUCCCACUCCACUUCCUG